UGCAACAGCUUAUUGUGGAUGUUGGUUUUCAUAAAUAGGCAAUUGAUCAUCUGCAAUCAGAAGUCCAAGUGCUGAAAAAGGAAAACAAGUCAAUGAAAGCAGGGGUACAGGAAUGUAGCCGUUACAGUUGGAGAUGGUGCCUAAAGUUGCACGGUGUUGCGGAAAAAGAAAGCGAAGAUGUCAGAAGUGUAGUGCUUAACGUACUAGAGAAUAUUGCUCCUGGGAUUGGAGACAGACUCCAGGACAGUGUUGAUGUCGCCCACCGUCUGGGUCCGAAACGAUCGGAGGCCGAGAUGAGCUUCUGCAUGAGGAGAGACGCCCCGCGACUCCGGCAGGAGGAGGAGUUUCAGACCGGAGAGGAGUUCAUUACCACCGGUGUUCACAUGACGGGACAGCACGAGUCUGACUGUAGCAAAGUGUCUGGACAGCAGUCUGCGUGCGAGGAUGAUGAAGACAUGGUGAGGAGAUCCCAGAAGAAGGACCACGUGGACGUGGUUUUUCCAGGGACCGUGAUGCACUAUAGCUGUUGCACCUUCGUCUGUGAGCUUCUGAAGUGUGUCCUGUACCAGACACAACAGCUGCCCAUGACCUAUGACGAGAUGGUCGUCUUCCAAAAUCAGCAACUCGAAACCACACAGCUGGAGGAAGGCGAUUUUAAGAAACCCAUCAAGUCAUCAGGAGACUCAACUUGGCAGCGGUGCCAGCGGACACUGCGAGUUCUGGACGAGGUGCUUGAACACCUGGAGGAGCUGUUCUCCCUCAGUUAUGUCCCCCGUGUGCUCUUCAUCCUCGGAAGCUCUGGAAUUCUUCCCACAGAGGUGUACGAGGUCAACAUGGAGGCUUUGGUGCUGAAAGGCAGUGACCGCAGUUUGGAAACAUCCCUGUGUCUGAGGCAGCUGUUUCGCACCCUUUUCACGGAGGACCUGUUUUCGGAAGUUAAGACAGUGCGCCUCAUGGGCACCACGGUCAUGGCGCUUGCCCAUCACAACUGUGGUGUGGAAUGGUUCAAGCCCAAAGUUGACUUCAGGCUCCCCAUGAAGGUGAAGAGAAAGACGAUAGUGUUAUCCAGUGGUGGGUCUGGAAGUCGCCAGAGGAAGUCUGACACAAGAGACUCAGAUAAUUAUAUAUGGUUUCAAACACCUGUAACUAUUAAGGGUUUUUGUAAGUAGAAUGGGAAUAAAGCCAGGUCCUCAAUUAUCUAGCGCACUUUGAGUAUAUGGAAGUACAACAGUGCCAACAUUUGCAAAAUUUAAUGGAAAAGUCUUGGUCUUAGUAAAUUGCUGUUCAAAAAUGUAUUGAAUUGUUAAAAAUAUUGAAAAGUACUAAUAUAGGGAAUUUAAUUAUUUUUGUUGAGCUGUAAUCGUAGAAAU
Messenger RNA from Clarias gariepinus (North African catfish), 1370 nucleotides. RefSeq names its product MAD2L1-binding protein-like. The record is from RefSeq and is a predicted model, not a curated record. The coding region runs from base 93 to 1169 and encodes 358 amino acids. Gene Ontology annotation, biological process: regulation of exit from mitosis. The transcript is spliced from 4 exons. NCBI's taxonomy places the organism in Eukaryota, Metazoa, Chordata, Actinopteri, Siluriformes, Clariidae. Gene Ontology annotation, cellular component: nucleus.